Molecule: messenger RNA, 3633 nt
Organism: Malassezia restricta
Lineage: Eukaryota; Fungi; Basidiomycota; Malasseziomycetes; Malasseziales; Malasseziaceae
Product: pheromone-regulated membrane protein
Exons: 1
Coding region: 1-3633 (1210 amino acids)
Biological process (GO): transmembrane transport
Molecular function (GO): transmembrane transporter activity
Source: RefSeq, a predicted model, not a curated record
AUGCCUUCACCGCCCCCUCAUCUUGAUGAUAAGAACCAUGUAUAUCAUCAGGUAGCGGACCAAAGCUAUGUCACCGAUAUGUCUCAAGGGUCCCUCGAUGACUCGCAUCCUUCCAUUUCGAAUGGUGACAGAAUUCGAACGCAGGAAUCCAAUUCAAACCAACAACAGCCGGCUCCGCCGAUCACUUCAUCGCUUGGUGUGCCUGCGACUUCUGCGACCUACUCAUCACCACUUCGCUCGGACACUAUUUUUACGGGACAGCGCGACGGCAGUGUAACCGGUAUCUCGGAUAAUGGGCUCAAUCGUAAUGCAUCAAAAUCUGCACGUAUUCAUAUCAAUACCGGUAGUCAAGGUCCGACAAUUACUGUAUCUCAACCGCCUGUCUCACCUGUCGAUUCAACAGUUGCUAACUCACCUAUUACUACUGAGCCUAGGCAAAGAACAGGUAUUCAACGUGCAAAUCAUCCAGGUCAGAUAAGCUUGGAGGGACUCCGACCUCAAAUGCCCGACAUGUAUGAGGGCAAUGCACAGGGCCGAACUGGUGUCGUAAAUGUAGAAGGGAACGACCACACUCGACUUGCUGCAUUGGCUGAGGAGCUCGAGGAUGAAGAUAGUGAGGCGUUUUCAGAUGCCCCACCUCCUGGCCAUGUAAUUAUUCGUGACGAAGCUUUUCUUGGAGGCCAGCCCACGAAUCCCCAAGAACUCAGGGAAAGAGAUCCACAGCCCGCAUACGAUUAUGGAGGUACCACCACGCCAGGUGCCACCUCUUCAGGCUCUUAUGAUCCUAUGGAUGACCUUGAUCAUGUGGAUAUUAUUGAGGGCGAAACAGAUGGCAUGCCAUCCAAACCACCCCGCUCGGCUCGAAAGAAGGUCUAUGAUCAAGGCAAGAAGGGAUGGGGCUCGCUUCGCCAGAUCUUUGGUAUUAAUUCAAACGAAAAUAAGGAAGAUUUGUCGGAAAAGGGUCUUUUCACCUCUGAUGCUACUAACAUGAAGAGUGUGCCAGUACAAACGUCAUCCGGUCUCCGCGGUACGAAGCGUCGUCAUCGUCCAUCAGCCAUUGAGCGUGAAGCUGCCAAACUUGUCUCAGCACACAAGAUGCUUCAUGGUCGUGGUGCUGAUAGCAGCGAUGAAGAUGAAAUGCAUCUUCCUGGUUUUAAUCGAUCGCACCUUCCCGACUCAGAAGCCAGCACGCCCGAUGCUCUCGAGACUGCCCAGCAAAUGGACUCAAGACCUGUAGAAAGUGGCGGCGUUUUAGGCCAACUUUUAAAGCUCUAUGACCAGCAGCAGACGGAUGGAACGUCUCAGGUGUCUGACUCGCAAGCGCCUGAAUCAGAAGCUGCGACUGAGCCUGAUGCUACAGUACUUGGUGGUGGCUUAAAUUUGAUCGGUAACGAAGUUGUCGAUGCUUAUGGAAAUCAUGCCGCUAUCCAGGAUGUCGAUCCAGAGGUAUUAAAACAAGCUGCUGAAUCCAAGCCCUCUACCGACUCAUGGCGAGACUCCUCGCGUUAUUCGCUGCAACGCUCGGGUGCAGGUCUGAUUAAUUUGGCGAACCAAAACAUUGUAAAUGUCUCGAAUGCUGGACAAAGUGUCGUCAAGAAUGUCGCGUCUGACGUUGGUUUGGACAUAAUGGACGAACGUCCUAAGGCUGCUCGCUCUGCAGCUGGUACCAUUGGUGGCCUAAUUGCUACAUCUGGAAACUUGAUUGGUGCGGUGAGUCCUUUGCACGCACAACUAGGACCGAAUCCAUCUCGUCCGGGUUUUACAUUAGACCGUUAUUUGCUUCCAGAUAUGAACGAAAAAACUCUGCGCCGCACUGCGAAAAUUGUAGCUGAGGCCUCGCCUGUUCCCAAGAAGAUGCGAACUGGUCCAACUGGUACUGUGCCACUAACACCCAACACAUUCGCAGCCUAUGUGCAGCAGGACUCGGGGGUUAAUCCCUAUUUUAGUGCAGCUGAGAGCAAGUCGAUUGCUGGGAGUGCAACCGCGUCGUCAAUGAAGCGUAGGGGCCAAGCCAUUGGAAAUGCGGGAAAAAAUCUCAUGCAUCGCAAAUGGCCGCAUGGCUCAAUGUCUGAUGACGAGCAAAAUCAUCUCAUGAAUACGAACCCAGAGGAACUGGCGAGGCGUGAAUGGAAAAAGAAGCUUCGUCGCCGCAAGGCUCGCAGCAAAAAGCAAGAAAUCUUCAUCACCAUGCAUGUCGCGGCCAUUUUAAAGCGUCAAGAAUUUCUUUUGAAGCUAUCUCGCUGUUUGAUGAUGUUUGGUGCACCAACGCAUCGUAUCGAGCAACAAAUUCAAGCUACCGCCAAUGUACUGGAAGUUAACUGUCGCUGUGUGUAUUUCCCAUCGGUCAUGCUCUUGUCUUUUGGUGAUGAAAACACGCACACUUCCGAAACAAAAAUUAUCAAGCAGGGCAGUACCGUGGACUUGACAAAGCUGACUGACAUGCACACUAUCUAUUGGAACGUCAUUCAUGAUAAGAUUGGUGUAGAACAAGGCUCCAAGCAACUGGACAAUUUGAUGCGACGCAAGCCAAUGCUGCGCAAGUGGCAAUUUGUUCUUGUCAGCGGCUUGGCAUCCGCCUUUAUUACUGUCGGUGAAUGGGCAUUCAACGGCUCGCUGCUUGAUGCAAUUGCCUCGUUCUGCUUAGGCUCCUUUAUGUCUUUUUGCCAGCUUUCUAUUACCUCUGAACUCUACUCCAACGUUUUCGAGAUCGUGUUUGCUACAUUGAAUUCUUUCAUUGCAAUGGGUCUUCACCAAAUUAGUCGUUAUCAUACACCUACUGGAGAGAUUCAUUAUGGCCGCUACUUCUGUUACGAAGCUGUCAUGGCGGGCUCGAUUGUGAUGAUUCUUCCUGGUUUUAUUGUUUUGACUGCAGCGUUGGAACUUCAAUCAAAGAGUCUGGUAUCUGGCUCCGUGCGGUUAGUCUAUGCAAUUAUCUACUCCACGCUACUAGGUCUGGGUAUAAUGAUCGGUGCACUUCCUCUGCUUGGAAGUGAAGGCGCGAAUUUGACGAAGUGUAAUGCACGUAAGCUAGACUUUCCGCACUGGUACAACACACCUCCAGGCCAGAAUGCUUCGCCUUCUUUUGCUUGGGCCUUCUUAACAGUGCCAGGAUACGCUCUGCUGCUGUCACUGCGUAAUCAGGCCAAGGUGACUCGAAAAGAAUUUCCUGCGAUGGUCCUUAUUGCCGUUUGUGGUUGGCUUGUGGCGAACUUUGCCACGAUUGCUAAUAAAGUGAACUCGAGUUGCAAUGGUACGAAGGAUGAGCACUGUCCUGUUCCUGAAGUAUUGCAAAAUCAUUCAUAUCUGUAUUCUGCGUUGGGUUCCUUCACGGUGGGUAUACUUGCCAAUAUCUACGGCCGCUUUUUCGAUGGACGCAGUUUCGUGGUGGCAGUGCCCGGUAUUCUUUUCCAACUGCCUAGCGGUAUGACUGGCUCUACUACUUUAUGGAACUUUGCAACGCUUCAAGACGAUGGCUCUGGAUCAGGCAACACAGAGGUAACGUCUGGUCUGCAGAUCGGUGCACAGCUGCUGAAUAUCUCGCUGGGUAUAGCCAUCGGUCUAUUUGCUUCGUCCCUGCUGAUGUUCUUCCUUGGAGGACACAGGGUCCGGGGAGGUGGUAUGUUCUCUUUCUAA